Molecule: messenger RNA, 6699 nt
Organism: Sporisorium graminicola
Lineage: Eukaryota; Fungi; Basidiomycota; Ustilaginomycetes; Ustilaginales; Ustilaginaceae
Exons: 1
Coding region: 1-6699 (2232 amino acids)
Biological process (GO): protein autophosphorylation; phosphorelay signal transduction system
Molecular function (GO): histidine phosphotransfer kinase activity; phosphorelay sensor kinase activity
Source: RefSeq, a predicted model, not a curated record
AUGGAGUCCUCUGCACCCGCGCCACCUGAAUCUUCGGGGUCUUCGCCGCUUUCUGCGCCGGGUCAAUCUGCCAGCCAACCUGACGGCCCAGCACACAUCUCGUUAGGCUCGUCAUCUUCGCCCUCAGCUCACACCUCGUCCGCCGAAUCCGUGGCUGUUACCAACCAGCCCACCACCCCAUCCUCCUCCUCAUCGUCCCGGCUCAAGCCGGCCAAGAUGCGUCUACCACUUUCUGACCUGGACGAUGCCAGCAGCGUCGGCUCCAACGAGGCGCUCGUCGCCGUCAAAGUCCACAUCCGCAGUGCCAUCUCGUCGCCGCGCUCCUCCGUCUCCUCCUCUGGCGCCGUGCGACGUGGUGCCUGGAAGGGUAUGGGCGCAGCCUCAUCUGCUCGCACAACGCGCAGCUUCAAAAAUGCUCAGCGUGCCGAGACAUACGCCUGUUCGAGCUCAUCCGAGCUUGGUCCGGACGACGCUUUGGCAGCCGCUUCCCCACCCACCCCACACGCAACUGGCAUUUCAUCGGGUCUCAGUCCUCCGCAGCCACGGUCUCCCGAGCAGCCUGACGAAAGUGAGAUCGACGACAGGUAUCGAGACAAUCCGCAGGAGCUGUGUGUCACCGAUCACCCCGCCUGGCACAAGUUGCGCGCUCAGCCUGGCGUAGCUGCUCCCGGAACGCUUAGCUACCUGCCUUCGGUGCCGUCCAAUCCUUCCUCUGAAGCGGCCCAAGCCGACAACCUUUCAGAUACACGCGAAGCUUCAGACACACUCCAGUAUCCACAGCUCCCUGCUUUUUCCCAUCCCUUCCGGGAAGCAGCAAACUCCUCUGCCACGCAAUCUACUAGUAUUCCAAACGGACACGCGGCUCAUCCCUCAGCGUUUCACGAAGACCACCAGACCACUGCCGAAGCGGACAACGAUAGCGCCAUCGCGCCCCAAGCCAUCGAGCCUGGUGCAUACGAUUGGGCCAAUUUUGUCUAUGCUUAUGCGCGAGGACGUUGGAACCCAGGCCUUAUCCCGCAACCGCCUGGCCAAUCAACCGCAUUCCCAGGCGCAAAGACCCGCAUUAGCACCAUCCGCGAGCCAUCUGCGGAUGCGAAGUCUGCUGUACCGGACGUACUCAGCCAGCGCAGACCCUCUCUGGAGUACUUGAUACCUGAAUUAGGGGAUCAAAGUGCAGAUGCCGUGCCUGCCCCUGUUCCACCGGGUUUUGAGCCUCACAGCCUUCCUAUGAGCGCCGUGGCAAGCAACACCAGCAACGACUGCGGCGACUCAAACACGGCAACCUCGCUCCCUCUCGACGCAGCCUCCUAUGCACCCAUCACCGAUGCAACACGUUCACGGACGCACCUUCCUACCAUUUCGCUCGAGGAAGACAACGCUCCGCCCCAAAACAACGCGUCUCCCACGUCCACCGCGGCCCACGGUGUCCGUUCCGGCAAUAAGAUCGGCAAUGUCAUCGAUCCCAACGUCUUGACAGCACUCCGUGAGCCUUCAGCGAGCAUGUCGGCCGUAUCUCGCAAGCCCACAGCCGCUGCGAGAGCCGUCGAAGCUGCCACCAAGGGGCAGGGAAACGUUUUCGACAACAUCGACGAUGCUUCCAAGAACAGCCUCCUUCCACAGAGGGCAAAGACGGUUCCCGAAGGAUUGCCGACCAGCGUCACACGUGGCCAGCUGCCCUCGCAACCAGAUCGCGCAGGUCUGGCACCUGCCGCGCAGCUGGCGAUCAAGCCGUCGACGGGCACUAGUCGUAACAACUCAGACACUGUGCUCGACGAGAUCAGAGGAGGAGGGGAAGCAGCAGCGUCGUCAGGCAAGGCCAUCUUGACCGACGAUCCUGGCAAGCCUGUUGUGAGCACGCCGAUCAGCGCGAUUCCCGAUCCGUUGCAGCGCUCCACUCCAAAGAAGGACAAGACCUCGAUCGUAAAAGACGCUAUCUCGCCAAUGUCUCAACCUCCUCAUGCCGCAGCGACCGCGACACCCUCUGCAAGAACCCCAUCCAAGCUAGCGGGUGCUAUCCGCACUGAUCCCAGCAGUACCGCACCGGACGCAAAUCCGACCUCGGACCACGAAACAGGCACCGAGACGGAAGCGCUUUACCGACCAGGACCUACGCCCAUCCAGUCGACGCACGGCAUUCCUAAACAGCCCGUCGUGUGGCAGUCCGCGCCAGAAGGCCUGUCCAGCUUCGCCGAGGCUAUGUCCCGAAACGCAUCCGGUGCAGGCGCUGUUGACCCCAAAUCUCCGCUUGGCAACGAAAUCGCCGUCGACAGCGUCACCGUAGCCGGUCUUCGUCGAGCUGCACGAAGGACGAGCAUGGAGAGAUCGGCUGCCGAUGCAGAUCGCAACCGAAACGAGGGAGGCGCCAACCGUAGGGGCUCUUUGGUAUCACAUAGUGCCAGCUUCCCCGGCAGUUCACCUCGACCCUCCGUCUCCGCCGCCGGCGGCCCCCGCGAAGGCGUUCAGCCGCUCUCGCACCUCUCCAUGGGUACCAGCGCCACCUCGAGCGCUUCGGCGUCGGCCUCUGCCUCCACCAACAACGGCCCCACUGUCAAUGUGGCGCAUUUCGUCGACGGCAGACAGAGCGGAGAGACGCGUAUCGACUUGCGCGGAACCGUCACGAGCUCUUCGCUUGCCACGAUGGACGAUGCCGCCAGUUCCUGCCCGGCCCCGCACGACGUCAGCGCAAGAGAUGUCUCGCUCGCUGCCAGCGCGUCCGCAGCACGGACGAGACCAGGUUUGACGAGCAGCUCGUCGCAGCGCAUCCAUUCUUAUCUUGCCGCCGGCAGACGUGUCGAACUCUUCUACCGCGAUUUCGGCUACCUCCCCUCCAUCCUCCCGCCUCAGGAGCAGUCGCGCCUCCACGCACUCUCGCGAUACGGUCCGCCUAAGCUCGCAGGCGACCCCAACUUCGAAAGGAUUGCCCAUUUGGUCAAGCUGGUUUUCAACUCGAAAAUGGUGCUCAUCACACUUGUCGGAGAGGAUCAGCAGAUCUUCCAAGCACAAAUGGGCGGAGGCGGUGAGAUCACGAUCGAAUCGCUUCGGUCGCUCGCUAGCUCUCGCAAUUGUUCUUUCUGCUCGCACGCCAUCUUGCAGGACAGCGAUGAGCCCAUCGUCAUCUUCGAUGCGGCCAAGGAUUGGCGUUUCUCAGGCAAUCCGCUCGUGCAAGGCUCACCCGACAUCCGCUUUUACGCCGGCAGUCCGCUGCGCACCUCCGACGGUCUCAACAUUGGAAGUCUCUGCUUGAUCGAUGACAAGCCACGCACCGAGUUUGGUCCCCGACAGCGUCACACGCUCAAGGAGUUUGCCCGUGUGGUGAUGCGCGAGAUGGAGUUGCUGCGCGACAAGAUCCAGUUCGGAAUGCGCGACCGUAUGCAGCGGUCGGUCGAGCUCUUCACCAAGGAAUGCUUGGAGAUGGACUCGGAGGAGGGCGAGGCCGAAGCGGUGGCUUCUGCGCAGGGCACGAUCGGUACGCACAAAGUGUUUCAACUCGCUGCCCGUAGCAUGCGCGAGGCCCUUCAGGCGUCCGGAGCCGUCAUCUUUGACCUCUCACACUUUGAGCUCAUCGAUUCAUACGACAACCAGUUCGUCCCCAGCGAUCUGGGCACCGGCACCAGCAGCAAGAUCUACUUUGCCAACCCGCUCUCGUCGCAGGAAACGGCUGGAGCAUCGUCCAGGCCCAGCAGCGAUCCUGGUUCUGACUCUGACUCCGGAACAGACACGGCUGCCGGAGCGCCAGCACCGUCUCACAGAAAGGGUGUGGCUCGCGAAGGCAACUUUGACGGCACCACGGGCGUCGAGACUUUCCGCAGUCCUUUCAAUCCGUCCGCGGCGGAUCAGAGCGCCCGGGCGAAGCGCGUACCUCCCAUGAGCGUGCUCGGCGCCAGCGAAGCCGACGGCGCGCCUCCCGAGCGCAGUGAAUUUGUGCCCGUCAGCCACCAUGUCCAGAUGGCCGAAUUCCUGCGGCUGCAUCGCACUGGCAAGUUUUACUCGUAUGCGCCGCCUCCCUUCCGAUCGCUGCUACCUCAUGGAGUGACAAGCCUACUGUUGGUGCCAAUCUUUGGUCUCAACAAGCAGCCCUUCGCGCUGCUGUGCGCCUACAUCACCAGCGCGGAGCGCUCGAUCGCCCUUGAGGAGCUCCAGGUGAGCGGCCUCCAGUAUCUCCGAGCGCUUGGUAUGAUCGUGCUCAGCGCCAUUCUCAAGAAGGACAUCAUGCUUGCAGAUAAGGCCAAGAGCAAUUUCAUCUCCAACAUCUCGCACGAGCUGCGCACGCCGCUUCAUGGCAUCCUCGCCGCCGCCGAAUUGCUCGCCGAAACCAAACUGAACGCUACGCAAGGGUCGUACCUCGAGACCGUGGAGGCAUGCGGCAAGAGUCUGCUCGAACUGGUCAACCACGUUCUCGACUUUACCAAGCUCAGCGGCAAUACGCGACAAGGCCAGCGCUCCAUCCAGACAAAGACCAAAUGCGACUUGGUCAAGCUCGUACAGGAGGUGUGCGAGAGCAGUUGGAUUGGCCAGAUGGCAAGGCAGGUCGAGAACGCCUCCUCGGGUAUUGGCAGUGUCUACGCGCCGCCCGCUGCAGGCGGCUCCAGCGGUGGUAGCAUGGUGCAGGCGCGAGCCAAAGCGGCUCGAGAGAACAAGGUGGAGACGGUAAUCGACAUUGCGCUGCGAGAGGACGGUUGGCUGGUCAAUUGUGACAGUGGCGGUAUUCGCCGUGUGCUCAUGAAUCUGAUCGGCAACUCACUCAAGUUUACUUCCGUUGGAUUCGUACACGUCUCUCUGCGAGAGGUUCAGAGCUCCAAGACGCACAUCAUGGUGGAGCUGUCGGUCACAGACACGGGUCGCGGUAUUUCGCAUGCAUUCUUGGAGGAGCAGCUCUUCCAUCCUUUCACGCAGGAGAACCCACACGGCACGGGCACUGGUCUGGGUCUGUCGAUUGUUAACAGUAUCGUGCAAUCGCCUUCGAUGAACGGCAAGAUCGAUGUCUGGAGCACUGAAGGCGAAGGUACCGAGAUCCGCGUCACGUGCGAGCUCGAGCUUUGCGAGGACGACGAUGUCGAGGGCCCUACGUACAAGCCAGCAGUCAACGUCCACCAGACUUACACCGUAGCGCUGCUCGGCUUUGACGAGUCGCGCGGUGACCAGGAUCUGUGCCACGCCCUCGAAGGCUACUUCCUAAACUGGUGGGAGUUCAAGCUCUCCGAGCAGGUCCAGGCUGAUGACCAUAUCAAGCACAGCGACGUGCUCGUCAUCAACGACGACAUGCAGCUGCUGGAGAAGGUUAAGGCACAGCGCGGACUCGAGCUUCCGCCCGUGAUCUUCCUCACCGCCAGUCGGGGCGAGUCUGAGAUAGCCAUGGCAUGCGAGGCUUACCACGCAGCCGGCGGCGUGGCGCGGAUUCUGUUCAAGCCUGCCGGUCCCGCAAAAUUGGAGAGCGUCGUCGAUUUCUGCCUGCAGUGCCUCGAGCGCAGACGAGCUGGUGAUCCCGUGUCGUCCGAAGAGACCAAACCUAGCACGCCGUUGCCUUCACCGAGCGAAGGUGGAGCCGCAUACAGGCAGAUGGAGCAAAGCGAAAGCUACUUUGCGCCUCGCCACAGUCGACCGGACAUUCACGACAUCCCGGGACAUCAGCUGGGCUCAUUUGAUUCGAAUGCUUCGAUCACGCCACGCGCCGAUGGCGAGACGCCUGUCGCGAUGACCAGCCUGGCAGACGGGGCGAUGUCGAAGCCGGCAAAGUCUCGGUCACAACUGGCAGAAGGCGAGAUCAGAGAGCUGCGCCGACCCGCACUGGACCCAGGCAUUGAUCGCAUCCGCUCGCACUACAUGUCGCCCGAUCCGCCGGGCACCCCAUCGAGCUCGCUCAUCCGGCGCCACUCGACGGAAGCACGCAUGAACGCUGGUAACGAGGAUGCCUCAGGGUCGAGCGCGUUGAAGCCUAGUCGACCGCUACUGCCUGCGCGAAGUAUCACGUACCACGAGCCGCGGCUGCACAAGCAUGUGUUCAUGUCGCCUUUGUCCGGAAACACACCUUCGCACGGAGGACGUGACGGCGACGGGGACUCGUACUUCGAGCGUGUUCCAACGCCCAAUACGCCCAACACACCUGGCUCGACCGUGUCGCUGGAAGGUGGAGACGGUGCAGUGCUCAAGAGUGCCUUGGUGUCGAGUCGAAGCGGCGGCAGCAGCGUGGCUGGUGCAGGUGUAGGUGGCAGCGGCGCCUCUCGAAAGCGCAUGCAGAUCUUGUCGGUCGAGGACAAUGCGAUCAACCGCAAGGUGAUUGCGGCGUUCCUGACCAAGUUGGACAUUGACUUUGUCGAGGCCACCAACGGCGAGGAGGGGAUCUCGCAGUUUUCGCGCUUUCCGCCCGACCACUUUGAUGUGAUUCUGAUGGAUCUGUCGAUGCCAGUGCUGGACGGCAUCUCGGCGAUUGCGGCGAUUCGCAAGAUCGAGAUGGAGCGCUAUCAGAGCAGCAAGAGCGCCAGCGUCAACAGUGGCAGUCGUGGCGGCGGAUCGGCGGUUCCAACAGCCAAUGCUGGACCUGUCAAGCCACCGGCAAAACACCGUGCCAAGAUCUUUGCGCUCACCGGACGUUCGACGGACGAGGACAAGCGACAGGCAUUCCAGACGGGCGCGGACGGAUACAUUGUCAAGCCGCUCAGCUUCAAGGUGCUCUCGUCGCUGCUCAGGAUGCUGAUGCGAUGA